CCCGAAGAAUCAUUAAUUUUUGAUUGCAAAUCAUCCCUAGAUAACUUGCAAGCUUUGGGGUUGUGGGGCCUCAAAUAUGACUCUCUCGGGUCACAUCUUGGCCCCUAUCAUGACCGACUGAUUUUACGCGUUACCAAAAAAAAAAAAAAGUUAAAUCAUUAUGCCAAAUGACCCUUUGCAUGAUAACAAUUUAAGAACCCCAAAUUCAUGUCUCAAAUUAGAGAAUUUAAUUCCAACAAAAAAAAAAUGGAAAUCCAAAUGUAAAUCAAUGGCCCAAAUCACUAGUCAAAAGAAAGGUUCAUCACCAAUUAUGGUACUUUACUUCAUCAUACCAUUCCCCUUUAUGUUACUUUAUUCCUCUAACAGAACACACCAAAACAAUUUCUGAACUCCGAGAAGCAUCAAUCUGAAUUCCCACAUAAAAUCCAAAUAUAAUAGCGACUGUUCCUAUCUCUCUCUGUCCUUCAAAUUUGUAAUAUAAUAAUAAAAAAUUACUAAAAGACUGGAAAUCCAAGAAAAAAGUGACAAAAAACUUGCAUGUCUGAGAAUUUAUAAUAUUUGCAUGGAAAUAUGCAGAUUAUAUAAAGUACUGGAGAAGGAAGAAGUUUCUUUAUAAAUAACAGGAAGAAAUGAGAAACUUGGCCUCAAAGCCCACCGCCCUUUGAUCCCUUUCUCUCUCUUUUACUUGUGCUUUAUCAGUUUUGAUUCUCUCAUCUCUCUAAACAAAGAAGCAAAGCAUCCCCUCUUAAAAGCCUCCACAUUAACUUGCUUUCCCUUGAUUCUCUAAACGUUUUCGGUUGUUUCAUGCAAUUCAUGUUCCCUACUUCGUUCAGGAAAUACUUUCCUUUUCCUUCAAGAAAUCAUUCACCAUAUUUUCAUGACUUAUUUUAGAUUCAUUGAAGAAUUUUCCAUUAUUUUCCUGUAUUGAUGCUUUUUUAUCACUUCAUUGUGUUUUCAAAACCAAGUUUCUGUUCAUCUUCUUAUUCUUCUUUUCUUUUCUUUUUUGUGAAAGAAUUUGAACACAAUAAACCCAUUUUCAAAUUCAUUCUUUGGCAAAAAACAGAGAAGUGAUUAGUUGCUCCACCAUGAGUUCUUUAACAGGAGGAGGAGAUUCUUGGCAACCAGCCAUGACUGGCAACACAACUACCUCAAUCUACUGGUUCAAUUGGAGGGUCUUGCUUUGUGCCAUUUGGGUCUUAAUUACAGCAACUUUUUCCUUGACUCUUAUAUGGAAAUAUGAAGGUUUCCGUAAAUCAAAUCACGAUUAUGGAGAAACUCAGCAAGAAACAGCAGGAUCUCUUCAUGAGGAUGAGGCUUGGAGGCCAUGUUUAAAAGGAAUUCACCCUGCUUGGUUGCUGGCUUUCAGACUUGUUGCUUUCCUUGUGCUUUUAAUAUUGCUAAUUGUCACUACUUUUGUGGAUGGAGGCAGCAUAUUCUACUAUUAUACUCAGUGGACUUUCACAUUGAUCACCAUUUAUUUUGGGCUGGGAUCAUUGCUCUCCAUGCGUGGAUGUUACCAAUACCACAAAACAGUUAGCGGUGACAAGGUUGAUAACGUAGAGUUAGAUUCAGAGCAAGGAUGCAAUGCAAGUGAAGAAACCUCAGCAAAAAACCCUGAGUGCCCGGAAGAACAGUCUGUUCGCCAACCUGCAGGCACUUGGGGUUAUGUAUUUCAAGUAAUUUUCCAGAUGAAUGCAGGUGCAGUUUUGCUGACGGAUUGUGUUUUUUGGUUCAUAAUUGUCCCAUUCCUUGCAAUUAAAGACUACAAUUUGAGUGUUCUGGCUAUGAAUAUGCAUUCUAUCAAUGCUAUUUUCCUCCUUGCUGAUACUGCUUUGAACUGCUUGCGCUUUCCUUGUUUUCGGAUCGCAUACUUCUUCCUAUGGACAGUGGUCUAUGUUAUAAUCCAAUGGCUUCUUCAUGCUUGUGAGAAUGUUUGGUGGCCAUAUCCAUUUCUUGAUUUGUCAUCUUCAUAUGCUCCCCUAUGGUACUUUUCAGUGGCAUUGAUGCAUUUCCCAUGCUAUGGUGCCUUUGCUUUGGUUGUAAAGCUGAAGCACCGUGUAUUUUCAAGAUGGUUCCCUGAGUCAUACCAGUGUAUGAGGUAACUUGGACUGACAGGUUAUGCAGACAAUUUGAUUAGAAGGUCUUGACGAAAAAUCUAAUUUUCCUACAGAAGAUAGAGAAAUGUAAUAGAGUUUGAAAUGUCAGAUAUAACAUAGUAAACUACUGAAUUCUUUGUAUCAAAAAUUCACAAAAAGUUGAUAAGUGGAUCGAGUUUUGGAAGAUGCAAGGUUGCCUAGCAAGAAAGCAGGCAAUCUUUUUUUUAUACAUCCAUGUUAGAGGAGUUGUGUAGCUUUAAGUUGUAACUACUUACACAUAUUCAAAGCAAAUUUAAAGAAAAUCUCUUAUUCUCUUUGAGUACUUCAGAUUUAGUGCUAUGAUGUUGUUCAACCUUCUGACAGGUUCUAUAUCCAAAGAUUUGGACAGCUGAAAUUGGAAACUGUCCCAAAUCAUUAUCAAUCU
Molecule: messenger RNA, 2520 nt
Organism: Durio zibethinus
Lineage: Eukaryota; Viridiplantae; Streptophyta; Magnoliopsida; Malvales; Malvaceae
Source: RefSeq, a predicted model, not a curated record